This is a messenger RNA of Amblyraja radiata (thorny skate), 2457 nucleotides long. It is a transcript of the gene ift57, whose product is annotated as intraflagellar transport 57 homolog (Chlamydomonas). NCBI's taxonomy places the organism in Eukaryota, Metazoa, Chordata, Chondrichthyes, Rajiformes, Rajidae. Gene Ontology annotation, biological process: non-motile cilium assembly; intraciliary transport. Gene Ontology annotation, cellular component: cilium; intraciliary transport particle B; microtubule organizing center. The record is from RefSeq and is a predicted model, not a curated record. The transcript is spliced from 11 exons. The coding region runs from base 114 to 1352 and encodes 412 amino acids.
CCGGGCCGGGCCGGGCCUGCUCUUGGGUUGCCGUGGCAACGCCAGCAUUUCCAGGCCGUGGGGGCCAGGCUGACGAGGCGCCGCCAUCUCUGGAGACGGAGCCGCGGGGCCCGAUGGCCGAGGACGGCCGGCGUGGCGAUGAGGGGGAGCGGGGCCCCGGCGCCCUGUACCAGAUGUUUGUUACGAUGGAGGACCUCCUGGACAAACUGAAGCUGAUGAACUACGAGGAAAGUCUGAUCCGAAAGAACAACAUGAAGCCCCUGUCCAGACACUACUUUGCUCUACCCACAAAUCCUGGUGAACAAUUCUACAUGUUUACAUCGUUAGCAGCUUGGCUGCUAAACCAGACAGGGCGCACAUUUGAACAACCACAAGAAUAUGAUGAUCCAAAUGUAACUAUAACUAAUAUUCUGACAGAGCUUCGUGCAUUGGGAGGCUCUGUGGAUUUCCCUCCCAACAAACUAAAGCAAGGUUAUGGGGAGCAGGUGUGUUAUGUCCUGGAUCGUUUGGCUGAAGAAGCCCUAAAAUUUACUGGUUUUAAUUGGAAAAGGCCUGUGUAUCCAGCAGAAGAGAUGGAAGAAGAAGCAUUAAUAGAGGAUGAUGCCGAAUUAACAGUGAACAAAUUGCAUGAUGAAUUGAUUGAGGAGACAGAAGAUUAUGAAGAAGGGGAGCCUUUCCUGGAUCUGGAGGUUUUGAAAGCUCAAGGACAAAAUACAGAGGGAUUAGAGUGUUCCAAACCAGAAGAGAUCUUGGAGUCAACAACAGAUGCUGCAGAGUGGAAUCUGGAGGUGGAACGAGUUCUUCCACAACUUAAGGUUACCAUUAGGACUGACAACAAGGACUGGAGAAUUCAUGUUGACCAAAUGCACCAGCAUAAAGAGGGAAUUGAAACAUCUCUUAAAGAGACAAAGAGCUACUUGGACAAGCUUCAAGAUGAGAUUAGUCGAACUCUGGAAAAGGUCAGCAGCAGAGAGAAAUACAUCAACAACCAGUUGGAUAAUUUGAUCCAAGACUUCCGUGCUGCUCAAGCUCAACUGAGUGAGGCCAAAGACAGAUAUCAACAAGGAAGCGGGGGAGUUACAGAACGAACAAAGCUUCUGUCUGAGAUAAGUGAAGAGUUGGAAAAAGUGAAACAAGAUAUGGAAGAAAAGGGUAGCAGUAUGACUGAUGGAGCUCCAUUAGUAAAAAUCAAGCAAGCUUUGACGAAGCUGAAACAAGAAAUAACUCAAAUGGAUAUCCGAAUAGGCGUUGUGGAGCAUACCUUGCUGCAGGCCAAACUCAAAGAGAAAUCAAACAUGACCAGAGACAUGCAUGCAACCAAUAUUCCAGAAACCACAAUAGGUGGUUAUUGACAUUCUAUGUUUAUGUCUAAACUAUAGCUUGUACUUUAUCUGUUAGUCUUUAUGGAAGGUUAUUGGAAUCUUGGAAUUUUACUGAGGGAUCAAAAAUUAGCAUUUGAAAAUAUAUUCAACUGCUGGAAUAAAUUAACUAUUAAAUCAGUAAAUGCAUUGCUUUCUAGGUACUGUAACAAACAUUUACACAUAUUUAUAGUCACAAGCAAAGGUGAUGUAAAAUAAUGCCAGUGCUUCUUUCAUUUAUAACAUGACAAGAUUUUUAUUUAGCAAACCUUGCACGUCAUAUAAUAUCAGCAGAUCUUGUGAAAGUAUUUUCAACUGUUGGAACAAAUUAAUUACUUUAAAUCACCAGAUGCAUUACUUUCUAUGUAUUAUAAUGAACAUGUACACUUAUUUAUGGUCAAAAGCAAAGCUGAUUUAAAAUAAUGUCAGUACUUCAUUUAAAACAUAAUAUUUUUCUUGACAAGACUUAUUUAUCAAACCUUGCACUUAAUGUUAUCAGCAGAUCUUGUGCCAAUAUUCCCAUGUCUGAAUUACUGUCUACACUUCAAACAAUUAAAUUUGCAAUAACUUUCAACAAUUUGCUGUAAACUAUUGCAGCUCCUUAAGGAACUUCAAUAUUUCUAAAGACAUGUUGUAAUAAAUGCCUUAAAAACCUUAAUCUUUAGAUCAUAAAGCAGCAUUAGCUAUCUGUAACUAUUAUGAAGCUAAUCUUAAAUCUAGUCUUGAAUCCAUAAAUAAUAUAAAACUGAAUGUUACCAAUUGUAAUUCCAUUCCUUGAUUUAUUGGUGGUAAUUGCUUCAAAUGUUUGAUUCUAUUUUUGUGCUCUUUGGUAUUACUUCCUUACAGCUGUCCCCGAGAUUUGAUAUUACUUCCUUGCAGCAGUCCCCGAGAUUAUCCAUAAUACAUAUUCUUAAUUACUUUAACAUUAGUUUCAUGAACUGGUUUUUUGAAUUAGCCCAAAAUACAGUAAAUACAUAAUGCAAAAAUAAAUCUGAAAUUGUACAUAGUUUAUUACUUUACAAACAUUGCAAAUAUUUUAAGCAUUUUAUAAAUAUGCUUUUGCAAUUUUAAAUGUUUGAAUAAAAUUAUUUUAUAAGUA